AUGUUCACAUCUGCUCGGCGCUGGCUGCGGAACAAUCGUACACCCAUUGCUGUCGGCGUGGGCGUCAUCGGUGCCGGUUACGUCGCGACGCAAUAUGUCAUUGGAAAGCUUAAUGAUGCCCGCGAGCGCAUGAGCAGCGACCGCAUCGCCAAGGAGAAUCUGCGACGUCGCUUCGAACAGAAUCAGGAGGACUGCACAUUCACCGUACUGGCUCUCCUGCCCUCCGCCACGACUGCCAUUCUCGAAGCCAUGAACACGGAGCAGAUCACAUUUGAGAUCCAGCAGAUGAAAGCCACCAAGGCUAUAAAGAACGGUGGCCCCGAAUCUGCAGCCCCGCCCAGUAUCGCAGAUACUACAUUGACAGAGGACGAUGGGAAGAGCAUGGCUGGCCAAAGCGAGAGCGGUGCACAGUCCAGCCAGGCCCCUACAUCUUCACCAUUCAACGCCGGUGGCGAAGCGAACAAGGAAGCACCGAAGCCUCGCAAGACGAAGCGACAACUAUGGGAUGACGUGACCAUUAGCGCGGUGACGCGGUCUUUUACUUUGAUAUAUACCCUUGCGCUCCUUACAAUGCUAACUCGCGUUCAACUCAACCUCCUUGGCCGAAGAAGUUAUCUAUCGAGCGUGGUGGCCCUCGCAACAGGUGGCCAACAAGGCACCAUCAGUCUUGAGAACAACGACGACGACAACACAGAACAGACGUAUGGCAGUGACUUCGACAUAAACCGCAAGUACCUGACCUUCAGUUGGUGGCUACUGAACAAAGGAUGGGUGGGCUUGAUGCACCGAGUAGAGAGCGCCGUGCGCACCGUCUUUGGCAGCCUGAGCCCUAGGGAUCUCCUGAGCUUUGAGAGGUUCUCCGAGUUGACGACCGAGGUGAGGAAGCUUGUUGAAGGUUCGACUAAGGAGGAGCGUCAGAAGUCAGACUGGCUCAACUUUCUCCUCCCACCCCGGGGCAUGGAGGACGAAGUGAUUCGAGAGUCGGGCAUCCUCGACGAGACAUCCAAUCAGGGUGGCGAUCAGUCAACACCCGCGUCACAGGCAAUCCUGAGACGGCUGCUUGACGAGACAGCCGACCUUAUCGAAUCACCCAGUUUCACGCACGUCCUCACUCUUCUCCUCGAUGCGGGCUUCUCCUAUCUCAUUGAUAAUAAGCUCGCCACGGCCGCGUUUGAACUCCCGGCCUCAGAUGGUAUCGUCACUCCCGAACUCAAGGACCAGCAGCGGUCAAAGGUAAUUCUACUGCCAAAGAUCCUGUCGGUGUUAACACGUCAGGCACAUGUCAUUGGCGACGGAAUGCCCAACGAAUACCUCCAGAAGAUGGAGACUGUCCGUGAUCUGGAGGCUUUUGCUGCCGUCGUGUAUUCAAGUAAUUGGGAGCAGGAAAUUCGCACAGAUGAUGACCUGAUGGCUAGUGCUGUUGAUCUUGGCGCUUCGCAGACAGCUGGUGGCACCAAGGCAUCGCAACCACAGACUCAAUCUCAGACACAGACACAGACACAAGUCCAAUAUGCACAAGGCGAAUCAAGCCUGGUUGUGGUAGACCCUCAGGGGGGCUUCGAGAGCGCAUGGGGACGAGCAGUGGAGGACAAGCCGUGA
Molecule: messenger RNA, 1599 nt
Organism: Fusarium mangiferae
Lineage: Eukaryota; Fungi; Ascomycota; Sordariomycetes; Hypocreales; Nectriaceae
Exons: 3
Coding region: 1-1599 (532 amino acids)
Biological process (GO): protein import into peroxisome membrane
Cellular component (GO): peroxisomal membrane
Molecular function (GO): protein-macromolecule adaptor activity
Source: RefSeq, a predicted model, not a curated record